Molecule: messenger RNA, 306 nt
Organism: Rotaria sordida
Lineage: Eukaryota; Metazoa; Rotifera; Eurotatoria; Philodinida; Philodinidae
Source: the annotation of a GenBank genome assembly
AUGAUUCGAUCUCCACGAAAAAAAAAUCCACCGAAAAAAUUUACACCAACAAAACCAAAUUUAUAUAGUCAAGAAAAUUAUCUACUACGUUUUGAGGAUAAUGAUGAAUUAAUUGUGAUUAAACGUUCAAGUAUUGGAUCGAUCAUUGAAGACAAAGCAAUUGUUGGAACUGGUUCAAAACGUCGCUUUGCAAUAAUCGAAGCUAAAGAUAUUUUAGAUGCAAUAAAUGAUUUUGAAGAUGAUGAUACAAUGAAUGAUGAUAAUGAUCAGAACGAAAUACCUAGUAUGCUUAUGAUUUUCUCAUAA